GCAUCUAAAAGAAUAUUAUUAACAGGUACACCGGCGUUAUCACGUCCAAUUGAAUUGUUUCCACAAUUACUUGCAUUGGGUGCACCAAUUUAUCAAAAGCAACUUGAUUUUGGUUUAAGAUAUUGCGAUGCUCACAAAGGUAGAUAUGGUAUGGACUAUACAGGAAAUGGUCAUUUGCAAGAACUCCAUGUUCUAUUGCGUGGUAUAAUGAUUAGAAGGUUAAAAGUUGAUGUGCUUCAUGAUUUACCACCAAAACAUCGUAUUAAAGUGGUAGUGGACACACCAACCCAAAUGCAGUCAACUCUGGGUAACGUUUUUAGUAAAUCAAAUAAAAUUUCAAUGUUUCAACAAUUUAAACAAAACCAAGACGAGUCCAAUGGUUUAGUUAAAGGUCAAAUUAUGGAGUUGUAUCGUGAAACUGGUAAAGCAAAAUUGAAAUCAUCUUGUGAAUACAUUUCUAAACUUAUUAAAGAGAAGGAAAAGUUUUUAAUUUUUGCUCACCACAGCGAUAUCAUGGAUGGAUUAGAAAGCGCUAUUCAAAAGUCAAAGGCUGGUUAUAUUAGAAUCGAUGGGUCAACUCCUGCAGUCCUUAGACAAACUUAUGUAAAUAAAUUUCAAACUAAUUCAUCAUGUCAGGUUGCUUUGCUUAGUAUCACCGCUGCAGGAACAGGUCUCACUUUAACUGCCUCCAACUUGGUUGUGUUUGUCGAGCUCUAUUGGACACCGGGCGUAUUGCGUCAAGCAGAGGAUAGAGUUCAUCGUAUUGGUCAAACUAAAGAUGUCUACAUUCAUUAUCUAAUUGGAAAAAAUACGCUCGAUGAUCGUAUUUGGCCAAUUAUUUGUAAUAAGCUUGAAGUCUUGGGUGAAACAUUAGAUGGUCAAGAAGAAAUCCUUCGAACAAGAGAUAUUGAUGUUCGAUCAAAAAUCGGUGGUAAUACAAUUGAUAGAUAUUUUGUUGGUAAAGAUGGGGCUAUAGAUUUAGAAAAAGAGGAAAAUUCAGAUGAGGUUAUUUUCGAUCUUAUUGGUGAUGAUCCAGAAUUAAAAGUUUCUUUUGGCGAUAAUAAUAAUAAUAAUAAUAAUAACAAUAAUAAUAAUAACAAUGAAGAUGAUGAAGGCACCGAAGAUGAAGAUGAAUAUAAAAGCAAUUUAAAAAAACAAAAGAAAAACCCAACUAAAAAAGAAAAAAAAGGAAAACAAAAACAAAAACAGGAUCAACAGCCAUCAGGUCAAAAUUCCACAAUUCAAAUUAAUGCCAAUUAUUCAAAAAAUAUUAAUCCAAAUUUUUAUGAUUUUGUUAAAAAUAGAAAAUCUAUUAAUGAUCAAAAUAAUCAAAAUAAUCAAAACAAUCAAAACAAUGAUAAAGAUAAUGGUACUACUAGUAGUGUUGAACCAGAGGAAAAGUUUUAUAUUCCACCAACCGAAAAAGGCAAAAGAUCAAGCAAAACACUAUCAGGAGGUAAAACAUCAAAACAGAUUACAGAACAAAUGGGUGAAGAAUCAUGGAGUGACAUGUACCAAGAGUCAAGAUGCCAACAAAUAUCACCAGGAGAAUAUUAUAUGCAAACUGAACUGUAUACCGAACAACAACUAGAACAAUUAUCAGGUGAAAUUCGCCGUCAUCCUUCACUAGCAGAGAAAUCAUACCACUUUUUGUCAUUUGGUAUUCAUACUAAAAUACAGCAUCAAUGGAUCAGAAUUAUCAUCUCAUUGUUAAUUCUAUUUUCUUUGGUCGCUAUUAUUUUCUAUUUGCCAUUGCCACAUCUAAAACACAUUAAUCUGUCACCAUCUGGGCCAUCUAUACAAGCAUCAUCAAAAGAUAUCGAUAAAGAAAGCUUUGACCCUUACUCCAUAAAGCUAACCGCAUUUAAAGAUAAUUGGCGUCGUUUCUCAAUAUUGGGUACCUCAAAUUUCCUUUGUUCAAAUUACAAUUUUAACCCAAUUUCAAACCCGAGCACAGAUCAAAAUAUUCCAAAAGAGUUCACAUCAAUGCAAGAGUUAAAAAAUUUAAAGAUUUUUGGAUCAUGCAUUCUCUUUGGUAUUACAUUGUUUGUUUCAUGGUUAAUUGCUGCCCGUCUAUCCGAGAAAGAGAUCAUUAUCAAAUCAAACAUUACCCUUCAAAUAAUUCACUCUCUUUUAACUAUAAUAGUUAUCCCAUUAAUUACUAUGGUACUCUGCUCGAUGGUACUCUUGUACAUUGUCCAAACAGUUCUCAUUGGUACACAGGCCAACGGUCGUGAGGAUACAUUCUAUUGCGUCAAUCGUAUAUCCGUAACAAUGUCAGAAUUAGGUACACUAGCACCCAUUAGAGAAUUAUUUUUAGGUAGUGCUGGAAUUGUAAUUCGUAUAGUCAAUUUCUUUUAUCAUUUACCAAUAGAAUCAUUGGCAUUACACGACAAUGCUGAUGGUGGUCUCAGUACAAACGAAAUGAAAUUUGUAUCAUUCUUAUGGACCAUUAUUAUCGGAUCAACCAUAUACCAUACCCUAAUGAUCGCUAGCUAUGUCUACUCUAUUUUCCACGAGUAUCCAAGUAAUAAAGAUCUUUCUAAAAAGUCAUCUGCUGGAUCAGCCAUCGCUAGAGCCGCUGUAAAUACAUCAAACAAUGCAUUCGACCCAGAUUCACUUAGCUUACUCAAGUUAGACCUUAAAUUCCUUCCAUCAUUCAUCCCAGAGGUAUUGUUAACAUUAAACUUUAUCAUAGUAUUGGCUUGGUGCCUUGUAGCCUGCAGUCUUUGGGUAUUUGGAAUUCCUCCAAACUUACAUAUACACGAAGGUGAAAUCUUUUAUAUUGCUCUCUCUCUUACUCCAUUAAUUAAAUCAAUCUACAGCCUAAUAAUAAUUGACCAAAAAAAAGAUAAAAUAAUUAAAAUUCAUAAAAAGAAUACUUGGAAAUCAGAACCAGAAUUAAUUGAUCAAGCUUUAAAUACAUCAAAUAAUAAUCAAGAAUAAAAAAAUAAUAACAUUUAUAUUAAUCAAUAAUAAUAAUAAUAAUAAUAAUAAUAAUAAUAAUAAUAAUAAUAAUAAUAAUAAUAAUAAAAAUGACAAUAUAUUUAUAAAACUAAUCAUUCAAAUAUAUAAUACCACCACCUACUUUAAAUAAAUAAAUAAUUUAUAUUUAAAAAACGUCAUC
Messenger RNA from Dictyostelium purpureum, 3127 nucleotides. RefSeq lists its product as uncharacterized. Lineage: Eukaryota; Evosea; Eumycetozoa; Dictyosteliales; Dictyosteliaceae. The transcript is spliced from 2 exons. Gene Ontology annotation, cellular component: nuclear replication fork. The record is from RefSeq and is a predicted model, not a curated record. Bases 151 to 2946 code for a protein of 931 amino acids. Gene Ontology annotation, biological process: DNA repair; replication fork processing.